Messenger RNA from Tetrahymena thermophila SB210, 1026 nucleotides. RefSeq names its product cyclic nucleotide-binding domain protein. Lineage: Eukaryota; Ciliophora; Oligohymenophorea; Hymenostomatida; Tetrahymenidae. Gene Ontology annotation, cellular component: nucleus; cytosol; perinuclear region of cytoplasm. Gene Ontology annotation, molecular function: GTPase activator activity; small GTPase binding. The record is from RefSeq and is a predicted model, not a curated record. Gene Ontology annotation, biological process: nucleocytoplasmic transport; activation of GTPase activity. The transcript is spliced from 12 exons.
AUGAUAUAAUAGAUUAAAGAAUAUUACUCAUUAGAAGAAUUUUUAAACUCUUCACUUUAAUCUCAUUAGGUUCUCGAUAUUGAUCUGAGUAACGCUUAAAUUGGUGUAACAGGUGCACAAGGUUUAGGUUCUGCUUUAGCAAAUUGCACUAAUCUCUCAGAUUUGACACUUUCUCUUGGAUAAAUACCUUAUUUGCCUUUAAAACUUGGUUCUUCAAUUGGCGAUUUAGGUGCAUCAGGUUUAGGUUCUGGUUUAGCAAAUUGCACUAAUCUCUCAAAUUUGACACUUAAUCUUAAGUGUAAUUAAAUUGGUGAUUAAGGUUUAUCUGGCUUAGGUUCUGGUUUAGCAAAUUGCACUAACCUCUAAAAUAUGAUACUUCUUCUAUAGUAUAAUACAAUUGGCGAUUAAGGUGCAUCAGUCUUAGGUUCAGCUUUAGCAAAUUACUCUAAUCUCUCAAAUUUGACACUUGAUCUUGGUCAUAAUCAAAAAAUUGGUGAUUAAGGUUUGUCUGGCUUAGGUUCUGGUUUAGCAAAUUGCACUAAUCUCUAAAAUUUGAAACUUUUUCUUGAUUAUAAUAAAAUUGGUUAUGAAGGUGCAUCAGGCUUAGGUUCUGCUUUAGCAAAUUGCACUAAUCUCUCAAAUUUGGCACUUUAUCUUGAUUAUAAUUAAAUUCUUGAUUAAGGUUUGUCUGGCUUAGGUUCUGGUUUAGCAAAUUGCACUAAUCUCUCAAAUCUGGCACUUGAUCUUUGUAGUAAUAAAAUUGGUGAUUAAGGUGCAUCUAGUUUAGGUUUUUCUUUAGUAAAUUUCACUAAUCUCUCAAAUUUAACUCUUAAUCUUCGUUGGAAUUAAAUUGGUGAUGAAGGUGCAUCAAGUUUAGGUUUUGCUUUAGCAAAUUGCACUAAUCUCUCAAAUUUGACACUUGAUCUUACAGCAAAUAAUUAAAUCAAUAAGUCAUAAUAAUUGAAAGUAAAAAGCAAAUGCUUUAAAUUAAAAAGAUUAGUUUUCUUGAAAAUAAAUUUCUAAUGA